UAUGGAGCCUGGGUGUCCUUCUCUAUAUGCUGGUAUGUGGGGAACCCCCUUUUAACGAAACCAACGACAGUGAGACAUUGACGAUGAUCAUGGAUUGUAAAUACCAUCUGCCAGAGUUCCUAUCCAAAGAGUGUAAAAGUUUGAUAACACGAAUGCUGGUACGCGAUCCGGCGAGCCGCGUGACGCUGAAGGAGAUCGAGAACGACGCCUGGCUCCAGCAAGGAAGGAGAACAAGGAGACCCUCGGAUCCAGUCAUCACCAGGGAGCAGAUCUCAGAACAGCUCCAUGAUAGCAUCAUGGACAUCAUGCUCAACGGCAAGAUGGCCGAGAGGACAGCCAUAUUAGAGUCUGUAGAGAAGGACUGCUAUGACCAUCUGUCUGCGACCUACUUCCUGCUGGCAGAGCGCAAGCUGAAGAAGCAGAAAGAAGAGAGACUCAAGUUCUCGGCCAGCGACCUCAGGAAGGCCAUGGUCUCUGGCAAACCCAACCAAGGUGCAGGAGGUCCAAGGAAACCUCAAGACGACUUGCCGCUUGGUAGCUCCAAGCCUGGCAUCAACAACAACAGCAAACAGGCCACCCCUUCCCAGCCCUCCACCACACCCCCAGCUUCCAAGCCGGUAGCCAUACCUGGGGCCUGUGCCGUAGGGGGCAAGCACGACGCCCGUUCCCUGGACGACUCGCCCCUCUCCAAUAGCCCAAGAAGACAUCAGAUCGAGAGGGAGCAUCUUACCAUCCAUCCCAGGCAUGGCAGGAGUAUUGUCAAGGAGGGGAUUGGCUCGCUAGAUGACGAGGAAUAUCAACAUCAGGCUGAAGAUGAGGAUCUAGACAGUCAGGAGAGCCAGGAGAACUUUCCAGGAGACCCCCAAGACACCGUAGCCCCCUCCUCCCCCACGGACGACAUGGGGGGCAACGGGGGUAGCGGUAAGGAUACAGGGGGCAAUGGAGGCAAUCGGCAGUCCCUCAACAGCAACCGUCAAGCCAUCCAGUCUAAGAUAUGCACAUCAGUACUGAACCAGAUCACAGAGGAAGAAGAUGAGUAUGAAUCUGAUGAGGACCGAGGAAUGCUACGGAGGUUACCUUCACGUGACAAUAGACAACCAAAGACUCUCUCAAGUAGCAAGGACAAUGUACGCCAAAUCAAAUCUAGCAGUAAAAAGUUCACGCCUCCACCAAGAGGGGGCUACAGCUCCUCGGACGCCAGCGACGACGAUUCAGAAUCGCGGAGAAGAUCGGACAGGUUUGAUCUGCCACACCCGACGACGCAUCGGAGGGGGAGCAAGGAUGGUCCUCCUAGCUCAGGGAGUGAGGGUGGAGGAGGGUCUCAUAAUACUCAUGGUGGCAGUGGUGCUAGCGCAGGUGGUAGCAAGCAGAAUGGUAACGCAGGCAAGGGUAAUGACUCUGGCGGUACAAACGGUAACGGCACAAACGGUGGAGGUACCAAAGGUUCCGGGAAGGAGCGCAAAAAGAGCAAUGAACUCCGCGAGAGUCUCAAAAUGAGCAAUCUCAGUGUGAACUCUUCAAACUCGUCGAGCUCAUACAGCAUCAGCAAAUACGCCAUCGACCCUGCUAACAACACGCCCAGCGAUUCCGACGACCCCAACGCCGAAGCCAAGACGUGGUCACGGAAAAACAACCUGCGGAAGGACCACGUGACACGGUCGGACAGUAACCUCUACAUCAUUCCAAAGAACGGGGAGAAGCCCAAACACAUUCACACAUCACCGUCCAAAUCCAGUCUAAAGAGAGACAGUUCCAAUCUGAGUGAGAAACUCAACUUGGAUCUCAAUAGUAACAUGCCAAGGAGAACCUCCAAAGAAGCCAGAGACAUUCGCAAGAAGCGCAAUCGAAUCGCCAGCGCCAACGGCCAAGGGGGUAGAGGCAAGAAGGAUCCGAACAAGAAAGUGGAGAGCAACUGUUGCCGUCUCAUAUAAUGUGUGUCAUUGGGCAGAAUGUGUCUGCUCUAUGUCUAUCUGGAAAUAUCAUAAGUUAUUUCCAAUAUUAAGUCCAUAUUACUGUAAAAUGACUCGCGGAUAUCAACAAGUAAUUCUAGUCUGUUUCACAGUAUUCAUGAACCUGUUAUGAAAUGCUGUUUUAGUUUAGUAUCCUCAGGACUGUUAGUGUUGUCAUUAUAGUUCAGGUAGCCUCCCAGUUUGGUGUUCACAAGUUUUUAUCCUUCACAAAUCCUUAUGUUACAUGCAUCUAAUAGUCUUCUUGUUUAGUGAGUAAAUGCAUCUACUUUGUGAAAGUUUGUUCUUAAACUGAUAGUCAUGCGCUAUGAUUUGGACUCUUCAGUCACAACAUCUCAUUAAUCGGAACAUUUAGUUGUGUGAACAUAGUGAAAACAUAGCACACAUUUGAUACUGUGCUAUGUAUUAAAAAAAAGUAUGUGCAACUUGUUGCUUGGUGAUGCUAACAUAGCUUUAAUAUCCCUUUCGCUUCUGACGUAAUGGGAAAAAAAGUCAAUCGAAAGAGCUCUGAAGCUUUCCUUUAUGCCUCUCAAAUAUUUGUUUGUAUCCCUUUUCCUGACAUUGCACCAGAUAUCAUUAUAUAACAGCAUUGAAACCACAUUUCCUCAUAUAAUACCUACUUACAAUAAUUGUAAUAGUACCUACUUGCAACUGCGUCAGAGGUAAUUAGAAUCUAGUAAAACUCCUAUAUAGAAAAUCUCUUUUACCCACACUGCCAAUUGCAGUAAUGAGUUUUUGUUUUUUAGGAUGUGAUCAUAUGUAUGUAAGAAGGCAAGCCCGAUGCUGCAUUAUAUCAGGGGAUUGAUUUUUUUAUCUACCAGGUUUCUUUUCAGCUGUAUAUUUUGACUGGAUUUUGUUUUUAGGAUCUUUUAUUUCACAUUUUUAUCAGCCAUUCUCUGCUGCAUGUUGCAAGAUGAUUUUAUGAUAGACUUUGAAGGAAAUCAUUGCUGCUAGCCAGAAGAGAAAACAUAUUAGCUGAGAUCCCAUUUUCCCGUUUGUAUUAUCCCCAGUAGUCUACAUUUAAUUGAAUCUUGAAUAUUUGAAACAUAAGAAUUCCCCACCAAAAAAAAACAGCAAAAGACAUUCUAAUAGAUUCAUUAGUUACUGGUUAAAUUAUUUAAAGGAGUGAAUGUUUUGAUAUUGGUUUUAAAGGAUCAUUUCCUGUUAUUGUUACAGAUUUAUUAUUAUCUGUUCACAGUUUUUGUUAUAAAAGAAACAUAUUUUAAUCCUAUUCCUUUUUAUACUGAUAGAUCAAUUGUUAUUGUCACAUUGAUGAUUUUGUGAAACUAUUCUGUAUUGACGAUUUUAAGUGAGAUAUGUUUCCCUUACCCAGAUCCCUCGUAUAGAAACAAUCCUGAAUCCGGAACUGGUUUCCUGUUGAAAUCCCUCACCAUAGUAACAAGACAAUCAUUUUCCUGCGAGACUACAAAUACCCAAUUUACAUUCCAGGUAUUUCAAUAUCCCCAUCCCCUUUCCUUAUUUUUUAUUUGGCAAGAUUUAUAUUUCAUACCUUAUAAUGCUUUCUUAAACAAAACUUAUCUUUGUCUUUUUAACUGAUUUGAGGAAGCAGUAAAUAUUUUAAAAUUUUGGCGGCAAAUUUAAUAUCUCCUAUGAUAUUCACACACAAGAAUGUCAAAUUAUUUUAAUCUAAAUUGAGUUAUAUGUUCAUUGGUGCAUUGGCAGUAAAAGCCAAAGUAAAACGUGAUAAGAGAGAGAAUUAUGACAUUAUUUAAAUUAUCUUUUAUGAAUAAAUUAUUCGGGUUACAUUUCUAUAAUUUUAUUUUAAAUAAGUUUUUAAGUUAAACUAUUUAUUCAGAAAUUAACCCUUGUGGCAACUUGAUUCAAGUUGAUUGUGGCUUUAGAAAAAUGUUGUAUUUUUGUUUUGUUUUAAUGUAUAUUUCAAUCUAAAGUCACUUUGUAUGAUGUAUUUGCUGCUCAGUAUAUAUCACCAUAUUUGUGGAUGCAUGCAAUUUUGGACAUCAAGUCUACUAAUGUUUUAACAUUCUUUAUGGUAUGUGUUUUAUGCUUCAUUCGAGUACAGUUCUGCUGGUUCAGAACUUGGGAUAAAUUGAGAUCAUGUAACAUAUUUUUGUUUUAAAAAGAAAGAAACACCUGAACAUUUUUCCAUGUUUCACAAAUGUUUGUUUCACUGUUUUAGAUUGUAUGUACAUCAGGACUUGUACAUUUAUCCCUCUGUUUUGUACAGAAACUGGCUCUCAUAUAUGUUCUGUGUGUGUGUGUAUAUCAGAAUCCUAAUAUAUAUAUAUAUGGACAAUACAGCGAAUGCAAGGUAAAUAUUGUUGACUUGGCUUUUCUUCAAUGCAAGUAUUUUCGUAAUAUUUAUUGAAUAGAACUGUGGAAUUUUCGUUCCACAUCAAUACAGUUGUAUUUAGAUUUUAAUUAUAUAAACAAGAAUUGAUUAGAACAAGCUUGUGUGACCAAUUUUUAAACAGGUGAUAGAUCAAAGAUUUUACUUGUAUACAAAAAAACUAGAUGUCAAUUUAAUGUAUAGAUAAUUAAUCAAGUUGUUGAUGUCGCUUAAGUAGACAAAAAAUCCCCAGCCAAUGCUAAUAAUCAUAAUGAAAUUAAUUAAAUGUACUUGCCGAUA
Molecule: messenger RNA, 4575 nt
Organism: Strongylocentrotus purpuratus (purple sea urchin)
Lineage: Eukaryota; Metazoa; Echinodermata; Echinoidea; Camarodonta; Strongylocentrotidae
Product: SNF-related serine/threonine-protein kinase
Exons: 6
Coding region: 27-1931 (634 amino acids)
Biological process (GO): mitotic spindle organization; regulation of cytokinesis; protein phosphorylation
Cellular component (GO): spindle pole centrosome; spindle midzone; chromosome passenger complex
Molecular function (GO): ATP binding; protein kinase activity
Source: RefSeq, a predicted model, not a curated record